Molecule: messenger RNA, 987 nt
Organism: Eremomyces bilateralis CBS 781.70
Lineage: Eukaryota; Fungi; Ascomycota; Dothideomycetes; Eremomycetales; Eremomycetaceae
Product: peptidase C15, pyroglutamyl peptidase I-like protein
Exons: 3
Coding region: 230-901 (223 amino acids)
Biological process (GO): proteolysis
Cellular component (GO): cytosol
Molecular function (GO): pyroglutamyl-peptidase activity
Source: RefSeq, a predicted model, not a curated record
CAUUUUUCUAAUAUUCAGUUACAUAAAUAAGGAAUUUUCCUCUUCCAUGAUGCUUGUUCUCCUUCAAAAUAGGGAUAGUAUUUUGGAAUAGCAUCUACAUGUCCAUAGGAUCAGGUGCUCCCAAUCGUGACGUGAAUGGACAAAGGGUGAGGUGUACAUCCACUCUCCAUCUUUGCCUCGAGCGUACUAUUCCUAUAUUUACCUACCUGUUGCUGGUUCAAAUUCAUAAAUGAUGGAAGAUGUGGAAGUUGUGGUGACGGGCUACGGCCCAUUUCGCGACCUCCAGGAGAACGCGUCGUUCAAGAUCGUCUCCGGGUUGCCCGACAGGAUCGAAAGAUAUGGCGAGCGCAUCCGGCUCAGGAAAUAUCAGAGCCCGAUCCCGGUGGCGUAUAGUGCGGUUCUCCCGCUCGUUCCGCGGCUCUACCGAAUGUAUCCCAAGGUGGAAUACUUCGUUCAUGUGGGCGUCGCCGGCGAGGACGUCGAGUAUCGUGUGGAAACCCGGGCAAGAAAAGGCCCAUACGAGGCCAAAGACGUCGAUGGACGGUAUUUCAAGCCUCCUCAGACAAAGGAGUGGGCGGAAUUGCCCAAGGAGGUCCAUACAAGUAUCAAUGUUGAUCGAAUUGUGAAGGCAUUGCAGCAUCAAAAGAAUCUCAAGAUCUAUGUAUCGGACGAUGCGGGCCUCUAUUUGUGCGAGUUCAUCUUCUACAAUUCCUUGGUACAUUCACAGAGGCUGAGCAGAGACGGAAGGCAUGUCAAAGGCAUAUUUUUCCAUGUCCCGUCGGGUUGCUCAGCAGACUUGAUCCGUCAAGGUCAAGAUUUGCUCCUGCAGGUAAUCGAGGAGAUGGUUAGAUUGGAGCGAAGGGAUAAGAAGACCGGGAAGUCUAGUGGAGCUCGACUCUGAAGUUAUGGCGAUUAUGAAGGCGCUUUGGUUCCUUUCUAGGACCAGCAUCUGUUGAUAUAUACGUGAAAUUUGAAGAAAUAUACCCG